This is a messenger RNA of Cololabis saira (Pacific saury), 1984 nucleotides long. It is a transcript of the gene kctd7, whose product is annotated as potassium channel tetramerization domain containing 7. NCBI's taxonomy places the organism in Eukaryota, Metazoa, Chordata, Actinopteri, Beloniformes, Belonidae. The transcript has 4 exons. The record is from RefSeq and is a predicted model, not a curated record. Gene Ontology annotation, biological process: protein homooligomerization. Gene Ontology annotation, molecular function: protein binding. Bases 39 to 1100 code for a protein of 353 amino acids.
AGCGCUCCCGCCGGGGGCUGGCCGUGGCCGGCCGCCGCAUGCAGGAUGCUGCGGCUCCGAACGGCUCUGACGGCCGCAGGUCCCCGUCCCUCAGCCCGUCCCUCAGCCCUUCCCUCGGUGCGUCCCUCAGCCCGUCCCUCGGUGCGUCCCUCAGCCCUCGCCCCGCCGCCGCCACCGCCCGGGUCCGCCGCUUCAUCCAGGAGCGGCGGGCGCUGCCGCUGCCCCGGGUGAUGGUGGUGUUCUCGGCUGCGGGGGACGCGGACGGCCCGGGGGACGGCGGCUCUGGCUCCGACCUGCGGGAGGCGUCCCCGACCCCUCCCCGAGCCCUGGCACACCCCUUCAGCACACCCCCCCUGAACGCCCAGAAACAAGAGUUUCCAGAGGUCAUCUCCCUGAACGUUGGGGGCACGUACUUCACCACUCGCCUGUCCACUUUGCAGCGAUACGAGGACACCAUGCUGGCUGCCAUGUUCAGCGGCCGUCAUCACAUCCCGCGGGAUGCUGAGGGCCGUUAUUUCAUCGAUCGAGAUGGAACGUAUUUUGGGGACAUCCUGAACUUCUUGCGAGAGGGUGAGCUCCCUCACCGGGACCGGGUGAGAGCGGUGCACAGAGAGGCUCAGUACUACUCCAUCGGCCCGCUGCUCGACCGGCUGGAGGACAUCCAGCCGCUCACAGGGGAGAAGGUCCGGCAAGCCUUCCUCGACCUCAUGCCCUACUACAGAGAAAAUCUGGAACGCAUUAUGGAGAUUGCCAAACUGAGGGCCAUGCAAAAAAAGGCCCGAUUUGCAAAGCUGAAGAUCUGUGUCUAUAAGGAGGAGAUGCCCAUCACUCCAUAUGAGCGUCCUCUUUUUAACUCUCUGCGCUUCGAGCGGUCGGACAGCGAGGCCAAGCUGUUUGAGCACCACUGCGAGGUGGACGUUUCUUUUGGGCCGUGGGAGGCGGUGGCGGACGUUUACGACCUGCUGCACUGCAUCGUCAGCGACCUGGCGGAGCGAGGCAUCGCUGCCGAGCAACAGUGCAUUGGCGUCUGCGACAAGCACCUCAUCAACCAUUACUACUGCAAGAGGCCCAUCUACGAGUUCAAGAUCACAUGGUGGUAAGAUUCCAAGGAGAGACGUUCGAGCUGAUCGGACCAAAACGCAAAUGGAAGGAUGUUUUACUAAAACUCUGUCGAUAUUGUUUUUUUGUAUUGAAGUUGCCAAUGUUUUAUGCUGAUGUCUUAAAAAUGUGACCCUUUAAAUCAUUUUGGAAGUAUUUUAUUUCCUCUAAAUGUCUUUUCUGUCUUACCAAAAUGAAGCAAAAAAUCAGACAUUUUUCUGAUCCUGUUUCCACUGGCCUCACCGUGAUGCCGUCGUGAUACCUCAUGACUUCCCCGGUGGUUCUGGCCACAGCCAUAUGUCACGAUGAGCAGGUGAAACUUUUAAUUUAGAGAAAUCCAAUCAAGUUGUAACGUUUGUACGCAGGUCCGCCAAGUUACAGGUGGUUUUUUUUUCAGUCUUGUCUCCAUGUGUCUGGUUGUGUUCUGCUUCAGCCCACAGAGCCUUUUGUGCAUUUGAUCAACAGAUUCAAUUCACUUUGAAUCAAAGCAUCCAUCUUUUGACCAUUUAAGAUGCCAAGAAACAUAGUUUUUCAGUCUCGCUGUUCAUCUUUAGCCACAGUACUGCAGAUGGCUGUACUACAUAAGCUCAACUACUUUUUUUUUUUUCCCCCUCCUCCCCAAGUCCCAGCUAUGCAAAUACAGCAUGAAUGAAAAGCAGCUUUUGCAGUUGUGUAAUCAAAAAUGAAGCUUACCUGUUGUGGCAAACACAUAAAAUGCACAGCUUUAACGUAGGAGUAAAUGGAGAUGGACACGCCAUGUUUCUAUCUGCCCAUCACUUCACUUGAUCAAUAUUUCCAUCUACGACUGCAGCGUAAGGAGUCUGUUAUACAAACCGUAUUAAUUAUUUUCUGCUAUUUAAAAACCAACAUUACCGCAACUCUUACU